This is a messenger RNA of Mesoplodon densirostris (Blainville's beaked whale), 2359 nucleotides long. RefSeq names its product zinc finger protein 704 (gene ZNF704). The transcript is spliced from 9 exons. Gene Ontology annotation, biological process: regulation of transcription by RNA polymerase II. Gene Ontology annotation, molecular function: RNA polymerase II cis-regulatory region sequence-specific DNA binding; DNA-binding transcription factor activity. Gene Ontology annotation, cellular component: nucleus. The coding region runs from base 147 to 1910 and encodes 587 amino acids. The record is from RefSeq and is a predicted model, not a curated record. Lineage: Eukaryota; Metazoa; Chordata; Mammalia; Artiodactyla; Ziphiidae.
GGCGGCCCCCGCAGCCCCCCGCAGCCCCGCGCCCCGGGCGCCUGCGACCACAGCGGCCGCCCGGGGAGGAAGAGGAGGAGGAGGAGGACGAGGGGGGAGGUGACAAACUCCGGCUCGGCGCGGCGGCAGGCAGCCCGCGGUCAGGCAUGCAGGCGCGGCGUCUAGCCAAGCGCUCCAGCCUGGGCAGCCGCCGGGGGAACGCCGCGCUGCAGCCGCCAGGCCCCGCGCCCACCCGGGAAGGCGCGCUGCCCGGGCUGCCGCCCCCCGCCCCGGCCCCGGCCCCGGCGCCGGCCCCAGCCCCGGCCCCGGAGAACUGGAGGCCGCCACUGCCGCCGCCGCGCAGCGCCGGGACCGGCCCCCCUCGGGCCGCCGGGGCCGCCGCCGCCUCGUCUCCGGUGCUGCUGCUUCUGGGGGAGGAAGACGAGGACGAAGAGGGCGGGAGCAGGCGGCGGAGGGGGCUCGGGCGGGUGCAGGCGAAGCCCCGAGGGGGCGCGGAGGAGGAGGAUGACGACGAGGAAGACGAGGACGAGGAGGUGGUCGUCGAGGUGGUGGACGGCGACGACGACGACGAGGACGGCGAGGAGCGCUUCGUGGCCCUCGGCCCCGGCCGCCAGCUCCCCAAGGGCCCGGGCCGGGGAGCAUUGAAGGUGGGGAGCAUUAAGCGGGAAAUGGCCUUCACAUUUCAACCAGAGGACUUAAAACGUGACUCUAGUAAAAAACUGUCUCAUCAACACUUGUUCCCCUUGGCCAUGGAGGAGGAUGUGAAAACAGCAGACACCAAAAAAGUCAACCGAGCCCUUGACCAUGAAAAAGAAAACACUCGCUCCAUCUGUCUCCUUGAACAAAAACGAAAAGUUGUUUCUUCCAAUAUUGAUGUUCCUCCAGCAAGGAAAUCCUCAGAGGAACUGGACAUGGACAAGGUGACAGCAGCGAUGGUACUAACCAGCUUGUCCACCAGCCCUUUGGUUCGGAGCCCUCCUGUGCGGCAGAACGAGGGCCUGAGCGGAUCGUGGAAGGAGGGAGGCGGCGUGCCUUCCAGCACGAGCAGCAGCGGCUACUGGAGCUGGAGCGCCCCCAGCGACCAGUCCAACCCGUCCACGCCGUCGCCGCCGCUGUCCGCCGACAGCUUCAAGCCCUUCCGCAGCCCCGCGCCCCCGGACGAUGGCAUCGACGAGGCGGAGGCCAGCAACCUUCUCUUUGACGAGCCCAUUCCCAGGAAACGAAAGAACUCCAUGAAGGUGAUGUUCAAAUGCCUCUGGAAAAACUGUGGGAAAGUUCUGAGCACUGCAGUGGGUAUCCAGAAGCACAUCCGGACCAUUCAUCUUGGGCGUGUUGGGGAGUCUGACUACAGUGAUGGAGAAGAAGACUUUUACUACACUGAGAUCAAGCUCAACACAGACUCGGUGGCAGACGGACUGAGCAGCCUGGCCCCGGUUUCGCCCUCCCAGUCCCUGGCUUCGCCUCCUACUUUCCCCAUCCCAGAUUCCAGCAGAACAGAAACUCCUUGUGCCAAAACUGAGACAAAAUUGAUGACACCCUUGAGCCGCUCUGCUCCCACCACCCUCUACCUCGUGCACACCGACCACGCUUACCAGGCCACGCCCCCUGUGAACAUUCCAGGAUCGGCCAAGUUCACCCCCAAUGGCAGCAGCUUCAGCAUUUCUUGGCAGUCUCCUCCAGUUACCUUCACAGGCAUUCCAGUGUCACCAACCCACAGUCACCCGGUGGGCACAGGAGAGCAGAGACAGCACACUCACACCGUCUUGUCCUCCCCACCCAGAGGGACGGUCAGCCUAAGGAAGCCCCGGGGAGAGGGGAAGAAGUGCCGGAAGGUGUACGGCAUGGAGAACCGUGACAUGUGGUGCACGGCCUGCCGCUGGAAGAAGGCCUGCCAGCGGUUCAUUGACUAAUGCACAGGCCCCUGAUCAUCGCCCAGACCCUCCUGCCCUUGACUUGUGCUGAGGGUGUUGGAAAGCGCUUUUCCUUCUGAAAAAAACACACUUGAAACCCAGGGAAGGCACUUCCGGGAACCUUGGUGAAAUCGCAGCAAAAAACAAAAAAGGUCACCACCCUCACUGUUCUUGCUGAGAACCCAGCCGAGAGCAGCUGUAACUACUUUUUUCCUUCAAAAAUCAACUUUUUUUUUUUUUUUUUUUUUUUUUUUUUUUGCUGUAUGUCUAGCUCUGAAAACUGUGGACUUCUGUAGCAAUCGAACCAACCAAGCCCAUUUUUCCUGGAAAGGAAGCCCAUUUUGAUAACCUUUCUGGAUAAUGUCGUUUCUGAGGUUUUUGGGGUUUUUUUUUUUUUUUUGACACUUAAAAAAAAAAGCUACAUGUUAUUCAGUAGCAUUUGUACAAAG